Cyphellophora attinorum is the source of this 4713-nucleotide messenger RNA. RefSeq names its product ABC transporter A family member 2. NCBI's taxonomy places the organism in Eukaryota, Fungi, Ascomycota, Eurotiomycetes, Chaetothyriales, Cyphellophoraceae. The transcript has 5 exons. Gene Ontology annotation, biological process: transmembrane transport; lipid transport. Gene Ontology annotation, molecular function: ATP binding; ATP hydrolysis activity; lipid carrier activity. The record is from RefSeq and is a predicted model, not a curated record. The coding region runs from base 1 to 4713 and encodes 1570 amino acids. Gene Ontology annotation, cellular component: membrane; intracellular membrane-bounded organelle.
AUGGGCGUCCUCCGCCAGACCUGGGUGUUGACCAAGAAGAACCUCCUCAUCGUCGCCCGUCGGCACUGGUUCGCGACCACCUUCCGAGCCCUCGUUCUACCUGUUAUCUACAUCUUCCUCAUCUCAUAUGUGCGGAACUUCUUCCUGCCGCCCUCGGUAUACGGUUUCGGUGAAUCAACACCACUGCGCAACGCAAGCGCCGCUUUUCAAGACCAGUCCAGCCGUGAUCGGGUUGUCCUCAUCAACAACGGUUUUACGACAGGACCUAUAGCUGAGAUCAUCGACGAGCUCAACUCAACCUAUAGCGAUGCAGGCGCCGACGUGCGUCUCGCCUCAGAGGAUGACCUCCCAGAGUUGUGUCGGUCUUCGUUGACCGGCACAAGUCGCUGUUAUGGUGCUAUCUCUAUUACCAGCUCGCCCUCGCAGGGCCCUGCACAAGUCAACGGCGAUCAGAUGUGGGCGUACACGGCGUAUGUUGACUGGGGUCUCGGUCUCGAGAUCAAUGCUGUGGAUGAUGCCAUCGCCAGAGCUUCCGGACAGGAGCUUCCGGAGACGAUGUACAACAUACCUUUUACAUCACGAACGCUACAAGAGCGACGAGAUCAGAUCCAACGGAUCUUCAUGUCCGCUUUGGUAAGGUACCUGGGUCUGGUCAUCUUCAUUGCUGUCUGUGGAAUCACCUAUCAUCUGCCUGGACAUGUGGCUAGGGAGAGGGAGCUGGGCAUGUCUUCGCUUAUCGACAUUAUGAAUCCACAGAAAGGUCAAUGGCUUUCUCACGCUGCCCGAAUAUUUGCUACCAACAUCUCCUUCUCUGUGAUUUAUCUUCCAGGAGUCCUGGUGGUUGGUGGCAUCAUCUCUGGCCUGAUCUUCAUUCGCAGCUCGGCCGGCAUGGUGAUCGCUUUCCACGUCCUGGCAUGUCUAUCGCUAUCGGUCUAUAGUACUUUCAUGGGCAGCUUCUUCCGACGAGCUCAGCUGUCAGGCAUAUCGAUAGUGAUCGUCUCCUGCGUGCUGGCAAUCGUGGCGCAGUGGGUGGUGCCAUCAAUGCUCCCAGUUGUGGUCGCGCUUUCGCUUCUCUUCCCUCCAGCCAACUACGUCUACUGGAUUAUGUACGUUGCCUCAUGGGAGCAACGGCUUCGAGGGGCAUCUUGGACAGGUGCUCCGCCUCGUUCGAGCCUGUCGGCGCUUCCUGGAUGGUGGUUUUAUGUCGCGGCGUUCGUUCACCUCCUUGCCUUUCCACUUUUCACGCUGUGGAGCGAAAACGCACGGUACGGAACGAGCUCAGCAAGGCGGAAAGCGAACAAUGUGACACUCAACAGUCCACAUGCGAUCAGCCUCGUAGGGUUCUCGAAGACUUAUUAUCCAGGCUUCUGGAAGAGCCUCGCGUGCUGGAAGGCGUCCAAGCCAGUCCAUGCAGUUGUCGACCUCUCCUUCGCGGCGCUGCGAGGACAAGUUGUUGCCCUGCUGGGCAGGAACGGUGCUGGAAAGAGUACAACCAUGGCGGCGAUCACUUCUCAAGAAAAGUUCACAUCCGGACUGAUUGAGCUCGACGGUGGUGGCGGGCUUGGUUUCUGCCCCCAGAAGAAUGUGCUUUGGGACGAGCUCACUGUCCUCGAGCACGUCAAGAUCUUCAAUCAGCUGAAGUCCGGGGCUCAGAAAGACUCCAAGUCUUUGCUUCGUGGAGCCAUCGAUGCAUGUGAUCUGCUACCAAAGGUCAACGCAAAGAGCAAAACGUUGUCAGGUGGUCAGAAACGGAAGCUGCAACUAGCAAUGGCGUUCACUGGUGGCAGCAGAGUCUGCUGUGUGGACGAGGCAUCUUCCGGCCUGGAUCCUGUGUCACGGCGCAAGAUCUGGGACAUCCUACUCUCAGAACGCGGCCACAGAACAAUACUCUUCACGACUCACGCCCUCGACGAGGCGGAUGCGCUAGCCGACCAUAUCGUGAUGAUGGAGCAAGGUCACUUGACUAUGGAGGGCUCUGCGGUGGAGCUCAAGCAGCGUUAUGGUGGUGACUACCUGAUCAGGGUACCGCAGCUGCCUGCCAUGAGGCUACCGGCAGAUAUCAGGGCACGAUACACUCGAGACAAAUCUGCUCAUGUCUUUCAUAUAGCCGAGUCUAGCCAUGUUGGCCGUCUUGUCGCAUUCCUCGAGGCACAAGGUGUCAACGACUACGAAGUUCAAGGUCCUACGAUCGAGACUGUGUUCCUCCGGCAAGCGGAACAGGAUCCAGAAUACACGUCGAUCACACCCAAAGCUGACGUAUCGGGUUCUUUGGCUGGCGCCGGAUACAACGCGACCAACAACUUCAGACCCGAUACCCGAUCCGCCUCAAGAACACGACCGGUACUUCCGCAAGCACGCAAGCUCAGCCUCAUUGGUCAAUGGUGGGUACUCUAUCGCAAACGGCUCAGUAUUUUCCCACGCAGCUAUGUUCCAUACAUUUUCGCCCUCGUUAUUCCAAUAGUCACCGCAUACCUGGCCACAAGAUUUCUCCGAAAUUUUGAGCUGCUGAUCUGCUCACCAUCCGCUCUAGUCAGCGGCGUUGGCGCCGCAUCUGUGAGCUCUCUGGCACUAUUCGUGGGCACCAGAGUUCCUGUUGGCCCAUCCGAUGAGUUCAAUGCCGCGCUCAUAAAUGCUUUGGUUGGCGGCGGUGGCGUCCAGAACUCGCUCCGACGCUUCGAUACUUAUUCAGACUGGACUUCUUACAUACAGCAGAACUACCAAGUCGUCUCACCUGGAGGCCUCUGGCUUGGCAACAGCUCUUCGGACUACCCCACGAUUGCGUACCGUGCAGAUGGCGGAUUGUAUUAUGCUGCUGCUACGCUUUCGGUUUCGGACUCAUACUUGUCCGGCAUACCCACGGCCGCAACGUUCUCCACGUUUGCAUUGCCAAUCUUGCCCAGCACGGGUGACUCCCUACAGCUCAUCGUCUAUUUCGGGCUCGCAAUGGCGAUUGUACCUGGACUCUUUGCUUUGUAUCCUAGCUACGAACGCCUACGGAACAUCAGAGCAUUGCAGUACAGUAAUGGAGUCCGCCCAGCACCGUUGUGGCUCGCUCACCUGGCCUUCGACGCUUUCUUCGUGAUAGGCUUCAGCGUCGCCGCUUUGGUGAUUUUCGUCAACAUUAGAGCCGAUGCAUGGUAUUCGGCACCCCAUCUUUGGCCGGUGUUCUUCUUCUACGGAUUGUCAGCCACUCUGUUUUCCUAUGUCGUCAGCUUGGGUUUCAAAAGCCAGCUGGGCGCAUUCGCAUUCGCUGCCGGAUAUCAAGCGAUUGGCUUGUUAAUCUACUUCUUCCUGUACCUCGUACUCGUAGGAUUCUCCCGGGCGGAUGAUCUGCAAUCGAAUCUGAACGCCGUACAAUUUUCGUUCGGUCUGAUCACACCAUCGGGGAAUCUGAUGCGUGCAUUGUUACUCGCACUGAACCAGUCUCAAAUAGCCUGCGACGGUCAGAGAUAUAUUCCCGCGGGAGACAUACGGGUCUACGGUGGUCCGAUCUUCUACCUGAUCCUGCAAAUUGUUGGCUUGUAUGCAUUCUUGGUGACAUACGAUGGCGGCUAUUUUGCUGGCUUCGGCUCACGAAUUGCUGGUGUAGUGAUGUUUUGGAAGAAGGGAAGUAUUCAAAGAAGAAGGAGCGACCCAGAAAAGACAGGGCACAGUCGCAAUCCACCUGCAGAUGUGGUGGCAGAGACAGCAAGAACGGAAGGCUCAACCGACGAUGCCCUAAAGGUACUGCAUAUCUCAAAGCAGUUUGGCAGGAGCAAAGAGCCAGUGGUUGACGAUGUCACGUUUGGCAUCAAGUAUGGCGAGGUGUACGCAAGCUUGGGUCCGAAUGGUGCUGGCAAGACAACCACGAUCUCCCUUAUCCGUGGUACGCUGAAACCCACCACAACACCACACAAGGACAGCGACAUAGUAGUCGACGCACAUCAGCUCCUACACUCCUCACCCUCCUCCCGCACCUCCGCCCUUCUGUCUCUUGGCACCUGUCCGCAAUUUGAUGCUGUCGACUUGCUCACUGUCUCUCAACACCUCACUUUCUACGCCCGCGCAGCCGGCAUUCCCGCCCGAUCCAUCUCACUCACUGUAGGACAUAUCCUCGACGCGACUGGCCUGACUAGUCUCAAAGAUCGACAGGCCGCUACGCUGUCCGGCGGUAACAAGCGCAAAUUAAGUCUGGCGAUCGCCGUGGUGGGAUGUCCGAAGGUACUACUGCUCGACGAAAUGAGCUCCGGGAUGGAUGCGGUGAGCAAACGAGUGGUGUGGAGGGCUCUGGAGGGAGUCAGACAUAUGUUUGGAGGCGAAGAUGGGCGAGAGAGUGGACAAGGUAUGGCAAUACUGAUUACGACGCACAGCAUGGAGGAGGUAGCUGCGCUGGCCGAUCGAGUGGGAAUCAUGCGACGGAAAAUGCUGGCUGUGGGCACUAAGGGUGAUCUUAUCCGCAGAUAUGGCGAUCGGUGGCAUGUGCAUUUGUUGCUGAAGCGCUCGCUGCGGCAAGGCCUACGAGCAGACAAUCUAGAGCGGGAGCGUGAAGAGAAUGUGAAGCACUGGAUCGAGACAGAAGUACAGGGCGCGAGGAUCGAGAGGGAGAUGAUUGGCACGAGUGUUCAGUCGAUCGAGGCAAACAGGGAGAGGUUAUGGAUUGAGUACUAUUCGGUGGUCCAGACGAAUUUGGAGGACGUGUUUUUGAAUGUGGUUGGGCAGCAGGAGGAAGAGUAG